AUGAUUCAACAGAUGUCCCUCAAUUCCAUCCAGCGCGUCAAGUGCCUCUUUGAACCCGUGGACGUCUUGGCCACACCAUCGUGCCUCCAGAAAGAAUGGCCCUGUGUCUUCCCGGGGUACCUCGGCCUGGCGCUGACGGCCCGGCCGGACCCGGCAACCGUGAACCACAUCUGCUGGGGGCCCAUGGACUUGGAGAACCAGCACGCGAAGUGGAUCGUGGCGCGGUGGCGCGACAACGCAGAGCAGCCGGGGGGCAGAGUCCUCGACGUGGACGAGUACGGAAACCAACACCUGGGCCACUGCGCCGUGGUCUUCGACUGCGGCUUCCAUCUCCACCCGAUCUGGAUCUUCUUGAUGCGCGUAUUCUUCGAAGAGGUCCUCAUGGGCAUGGCCGCGGACGGCAAGCCCCACCGCAACCUGGUCGAGCGGCACCUGCCCGAGGGCUGUCUCCAAGGAGGCUGCCACGAGUGCAGGCGCGACGGGACGAGGGUGAAGCCGGUCCAACCCCCCAGGGACCGGGAGCUGCGCGAGUUCAGACCGCGCGACAGGCUACCUCGCGUGCGGUCCUUUGUGAUCAACGCCGAGGACCUGAAGAGGGAGCUGACGAUGGGCAAUUUCCUGCGCCAGUGCAGCGAGGUCUACUUUCCGCGGUUCAGCCAGAGCUGGGUGUGGCCCGACUGGGAGCAGGCGCACCUCGACAAGACGGUGAGGCUGCUCAGCACGUACUCUUCGUCGCCGCAGGCGGCGGAGAUGAGGAAGGCCGCGCUGGCGCCCGAGGGGUGGUGUCAGAGGUUUGAUUGGCGGCCGCUGGAGAAGGAGGCAGUGGACUUUUUGGACUGCUGA
Molecule: messenger RNA, 843 nt
Organism: Thyridium curvatum
Lineage: Eukaryota; Fungi; Ascomycota; Sordariomycetes; Thyridiales; Thyridiaceae
Exons: 1
Coding region: 1-843 (280 amino acids)
Source: RefSeq, a predicted model, not a curated record